AUGACGACGCGCGCUCCGGACGACGGCGACGCGCGACGCGGUCGCUCGACGACGGGCGCGUCGUCGGACGCCUUCGUCGAGGGCGACGCGUUCGAGUACGCGCGCCGGACGACGGCGAACACGACGGGGCAGCUGACGUGGCCCGCCGCGCGCGCGCUCGCGGCGUUUCUCGACGCGAGCGACGCGCUGCGGCGCGCGCGCGAGGUGCUCGAACUCGGCAGCGGUAACGGUUGGCUCGGCCUCGCGGUGCUGCGCGCGCGCGGCGCGCGCGACGUGCGAGUGACGAUGACGGAGACGACGGAAGGCGGCGCGCUGCGAUGGCUCGAGGCGCGGGCGCGGGCGAACGCGGCGUGGGGACGGAUCGAGGGCGACGACGGCGCGCGCGCGCGGUGUCGAGCGUUGAAUUGGAACGCGUUUUCGUCCGACGCGGCGGCGAGCGACGCGGGCGACGCGGGCGACGGCGAGGAAGGCGCGAACGCGGACGCGAGGGGCUCGGCGAGGACGGAGGACGAGACGCCGCUCACGGCGGAUUCGCCCGAACUCGCCGACGUCGACGUCGUGCUCGGCGCGGAUUUAGUGUACGACGACGCCGGUGUCGUCGCGCUUCCGCGCGUCGUCAAGGCGUUGCUCUCGCGCGCGCGGUCGGGUGCGGUGUUUUAUUACGCGCACACCAAGCACAGAUACGACGGGAUGGAUUUGGAUUUUUUCGCGAACGUCUCGGCGAACGGGUUGACGUGCGAAGAGGUUCGCCCGCGCGGCGCCCCGAGUCCACCGCCGAGCCCACCGCCGUUCGAAUCGUUAUUUCCCGAUCAGCGCAUCGCUAUUUAUCGCAUCGCGCUCGCGUAG
This is a messenger RNA of Ostreococcus lucimarinus CCE9901, 846 nucleotides long. RefSeq lists its product with no specific name. Lineage: Eukaryota; Viridiplantae; Chlorophyta; Mamiellophyceae; Mamiellales; Bathycoccaceae. The record is from RefSeq and is a predicted model, not a curated record. The transcript has a single exon. Bases 1 to 846 code for a protein of 281 amino acids.